AUGCCGAAGCGCCCUGCUGCUGCCGACGCCGCUGCGGUUGCUUUGGCUUGGCCUCGCCGCCGCCGGGUUAUGGACGAAGUUCCGCAUGCUGCGGAAGAAGUCGGGCCUGCAGAGCUUCAUCGACCUUUGCCAGCCGAGCGCGCAGCUGCGCCUUUGCGACCUGCGGGCGCGCCGCCGCGUGCACCUCCGGCCAGCCCUGCACCACGACCUCUACGCCGACCUGCCUCGUUGGGCACAGCUUCUACAAAUCUAUGCCACGGUCGUCCCGACGAGCCCUGUUGCUUUUCGACACGGGUCUCCGGACAGCGUGCGCGUUAUCACGAUGCCUCGCUGCAGUGUCCCUGGUGCAACGCCGGGCUGCUUCGGACCAGCUUGGAUACGGAGCGUGGCCGCGGCCAAAUGAGUCGUGCCCUGCGAUUCUUCUGGCAACAUGAAAAAGCUGUAUAUCACCAAGCAGUGGAACGCUUGCCCGACAGCGUGCGUUUGCACUUGCCGUUGCAAGCUCUUGGACUUUCGCCGGCCUUCCACUCGGCCGCGGCCCUCGGCGAGGCGUUGGCGACCCCGCAAGGCCGAGGACGAAUUGUAAUGGUGCUUCGUAAGCGUCAAGCCACUGACGAGGACCUCGUGGCCGAGGCAUUGAAAGCCGUUCCGGCAGAGCACCUUGACGAUUUGGCAACGAAGUUGGCGCAAGAGCCACGCCGGGUGCGCCGGGCGCGUGAGCGGGCCGCGGCCGAAACUGUAGACCAGCAGUGGGAGCGUUUGCUGGCACAGCGGCGCCGGCUCCGAAGUUCGGCCGCGCCCGACGAAGACCGGGCCGUUUACGCCAAACGCGUGGCUGAGGACCGAGGCCGGGCGCGCCGCAAGUUCUUUCCUGAGCGACCCAGGCAAGUGCGACACACCGGGCGCAGCUGGACAAAUCCUUUGACUGACUCGUUGGCGGCUCGCGUCCGGGACCUCACCUCUAAUGACACGGGCCUGCCUCGGACCCACGUGACGCCAAUGGCGGCCAUGCUGGAGGACUGGUGCAAGCAAGGCGCCUGGGGUGUCUGCGAGCGCUGCUACAGCCUAGAGCCACGACAUUUGAAGGAAGUGGACACGCGGCGCGUCGCAGCCCCGGCCGUCCCGCAUUGCCGCUGGUGUCGACGCGACGGUGUUGCGUCUGUGCCGACCGUUCACUCUGUGCCACGCCAGCUUCGCGGAUUGACAGCGGAGGCGGUCGAGGCCCUGCGCCCGCUUGAAAUCGACUGCGGCCCGUACCAGCGUCCUUUGCACGGUUAUCGAGUGCACACUGCCCUCAUCCGUCUACUAUGGGCUACGACCGCUGUGGAAGACAGGGUAUCGGCCUUGCAGCCUCGAUCCGUGCGCAAGCAGGCGCAGAAGGCUUUUGCGUUUCUGAUGCAGUCGCGCCAUUCGGAAUACGCUGCCUUCGUCAAGCAGCACCGUCGCUUCCUCCGCGCCCACCCGGACGCCUGCCAGAGCGAUCGGCGACGGCCCUUGCAAAUGAUCGAGGCUCCUGGCAUCGAGACUGCACUAUGGCCCGAUCUAUAUUGGCAUUCGGACUUGUGCGAGACGGUCCAGCGGGCCACGGACGCGCGUCGCCUGCAGCGGCAGCAGUUGCAAGAUACGGACAGUGAUGAAGACGGAGCCGACGAGGCCGGAGGUUUUGGCCGCAGCAGCAUUCGACGGCCGGAGACAUUGCACUUGGCCCACAUCCUCGUGGAGCUCCUGCGCGAAUGGGUCGCUGGGGGCAGCCGGAAGCAUGGCGAGAGCAGCACUUUCUGGCGCACGCACUGCCUGAGCGCUGCCGGCGGCAACCGCAUCAACUUUGUCAUGGCCGCGGUGCGAUCCAUCUCCACGCAGUUCUGUUUGCCGAAAGCCUGCAGAAUUUGCAACUGCACCGGAAGCUACUGGCGACGGAACUGCCGGAAGGCCACGCGCUGUGCCUCCUGCUGGGACGAUCUGAACGAGGCUGUGUGCUUGCACCACACUGAGCGCGAUGCGGAGCAAGGAGUGCGUGCAUACGGUCUGGAAGAAGUGGACAUCUUGAAGAGCCAUGUGGACAACUUGGUGCCGCAGGCCGGGGGGGCCGCCGGUCGUGGCCUCCUCCUCCGCUAUGUCGCGACCUAUAACGCGAAGUUCAGCGGCAGCUUCCACAACGAGCUCCUGGACGAUUCCGGCGUUUCCGGAUAUGGAAUCGCGCUGCGGGUUCUCAGUUCUUUGCAUCCGUCCGAGCCGGAAAUGUGGGCGACCUUGUGCAAGCAACUCUUCCCCGAUUUCGCCUUGGGGGGCACCAUGUUGCCCAUCGUCGCGCCCUGGCCUAUAAUGGCGGAACAGCCAGCGUUCGUGCGGCGUUACGAGCAGUGCGUUUGGCGCAGCGACGACAUGACCCUGCUAGACUUCCUGCGCAAAUCCAACGCCAGCGGUGACGUGGUGGCCUGGCUACAGAAGGCCCACGCGGCCGCUGACACGCCGUUGGACCUGGGCGAGUUUGCGAGUGCGUACCCUACCUUCGGAGAAAAGAUCAUAGCGGCAGAAACGGUGGGAAUCUUCAAUGACAAGUAUUUCGGACAGUGGCUCAUGCUGAAUGUCCCGUUUCGUGCUGCCGCUGAUUUUCUCGAUCCUGAAAUCAUGGCGAAAGUGCCCGCUCGCUACCAGCUCUUCGCUUGUGCGCACCGUGCAGCCCCUGAGUACUGGGCAGAUCGAGGUCGCAUCGUCGAAGAUCUGCAGCUGGCCGCGCAUCGCGACACCGGCAUCGCCAAUUUCCUCGCGCUGCUGGCUGCGCAGCAGGCGAUCGUCCAGCAGUAUUUGCGUGGAGAGAUCACGCUGGAGGACGAAGUGCCCGAGCCGGUGCUGCAAUCCGCAGCGCGCCCCGGCACGUCCAGGCCGCCGACCUUCAAUCGACAGCAGCAGGAAUUGGAGCGACAGGCGCUCGAGCGCUUCGCACUCUUACAAGCUCUGAAGGAUGCCCAGUCGGAGGAAGAGGUCGAGGACGUGUCGCAGCAGCUGGAAACGCACAACAGCAUUUUGGUGUGCAUGGGCGGACCGGGCACGGGCAAAACGUUUCUAGCCGAUCACCUCGUGCGCGUUGCGGUCGAGCGAGGAUAUCGGGUGCUUUAUGCCCUGCCCACGGGCCAGCUCGCAUGCCGCAUGCGCCAGCGCCACCCGGACAUUCAUGUGGACACCUGCGCCGGCGCCUUCCUUUUCUACCGCCCACUAGCGGAAACGAUCGCCCUCAUGACCGAAUACGACAUGGUCGUCAUUGACGAGGCUUUGCAGCUCAGCGCCGAAGAGUUCGCCCGACUGCACGCCCUGUUCCUCGCUGCCGGCCGCCGGCUGCUGCUGCUGCUCCUGGGCGACGACUGGCAGCUUCCAAGCAUUGCGCCCGAACGCGCCAGCGAUCACCCACAGUGGCGCUUUACGCGCACCCUCACGCUGACGGAAGUCCGUCGGUGCAAAUGCUCCCGGCUGCAGGCCAAGCUCGACUUCUUGCGCUACCACAAGCCCGUGGGCCAAGAGGGUAAGCGCUUCGUAAACCGCUUGUGCUACAAGCAUAAGGCAUGGACCGGCCACGACGAACCAACUAGCCUCGAUAUCGCGGACGUGCUGCGGCGUACCGAGAACAACACGACCUUCGUCACCUGCACCAAAGCCGGUGCCGCGAUCAUCAACGCCCUGGCGGUGCAGGUUCUGUUCACCAACCGGAAGCAAAGGCUCCUGGGACAGAUUCCAGGGACCUACGAAGACAACGAAGACAACUACGAUGCGCACGGUCGCCUCCGCUCCGAUCGUCCACCGCAACCUAGCACGGUCCCAGUGUAUGUGGGCAUGCGCUUAGUGCUGACCAGGAAUCAAGACAAAGAGAACCACUACGUGAACGGGAUGGUAGCCACCGUCGAAGCAUACUGUUCUGCGACUGGCUGUCUUCGUGUGCGGACACAGACGGGCCGGCGUCUGGCGGUGUAUCGCUACACCGACCCGGAUGUGCCUUCCGGACGUGUGGUUUACUACCCGGUGCGUGUUGGAUACGCAGGGACAAUCUACAAGUAUCAGGGAGCUGAAUUGCAACACGUCACUGUGUGGCUGAAUCGCACUUGGUGCAGGGCGGCUGCGUACGUUGCUCUCUCCCGCGUGGCACGCGACGAGGAUUACCUCGUCGGUGGCGUCGUAACCGGCGAUCACCUGGUGCCUGCCAAAUAA
This is a messenger RNA of Symbiodinium sp. CCMP2592, 4197 nucleotides long. The record is from the annotation of a GenBank genome assembly. NCBI's taxonomy places the organism in Eukaryota, Dinophyceae, Suessiales, Symbiodiniaceae.